AUGUUUUCCAUUGCUCCAGAUACUCUCUCUCUUGCUUUAGGAGUUUCAGAUAUGAAAUACAACUAGUAUAUUGAUAAUAGGUUAUUCACAAUAUAAGGUGUACAUAAGACUAAAUAGAACGUAUACAAUAGCACAACAUGUAAAUAUGAUCAAGUUUUUAGUGAAAAAGUGUUUAAUCUAGUUAAUUGUACAGAUGAUCAUGUUCCUGACCCUUAAUUAAGAGAGUUUUUUCUGAAGUCUCAACUCUAUAUGCAUUAAUGCAUUCCGAAAGAUUUGUUAGUUGAGAUUGAAGGAUAGUUCAACUCAGAUUCUUAUCAAGAACUAAAUUUCUAUUUUUAUAAAUGCACUGGAUAAUAUUGUAGAGAUGAAAAAGAAAUUAAUGCUUUGGUGAAUAACAACUACAUUGAACUUUUAUUCACAGAUGUCUAUUUUGUACCUGAAAACAAAGAUAAUCCUUUUGUAAAAUAUUCAAGAGAUUUAUACUGGGUUACUAGCUAAAAUCUCCCUAAAGAGGUAAACAUAUUUAUGAGAAACAAUUAUGUAGAAAGUGAUUUUGGAUGGGUUACAUCCGAUAUCAAAACAUAAAUUUAUCCAUCGUACAGCUAUAGUGAUAAUCAAAUAGUUGAUACUUCUAAUGGAUUUUUCUUUCAUUUAGUUAUAAGAUUUGAAAAAGAAAAAGAAAACCUAUACAAAAGAUCUUAUGACAAUUUAUUUACAAUUAUGUCUUAAAUUGGUGGUUUUUCUCAAAUUUUACUUACAAUUUUUUCUUUUGUUUGUUUGAGAUACUCCUAAAUUCACUUAGCCAGAUCUUUAAUUAAUAAAUCUUUUGAAUUUUAAGAUGUAAGUAAUAAAACUGAUUAGGGUAUUUUGAUUUCUAAUUCGACUUAGUGUUAAAAUAAUAUAGAAAUAAUUCAAAAUUAAUCUUAAAAUAAAUAAAUGUAAACAUUAUUCUGUCCCCCUUCAUUAAAAGGAAGCUCAUUUUAAUUAAAAUCUCCUUCGUGUGAUACAUGUUCGCCAAUUUUAGCAUAAGAUUUGAAAGUUUCUAAAAUAGAUUUUACUAAACAAAACUAACAUUAAGAAAAAACAUAAUAAUUAUGUCAAAAAUAUACCAAUAAUAUAAGUAAAUAAUUAACUGAUGAAGAAAUUAUGAAUGAUUACAAUAAAUAAUAAGAAAUAGUUUAAAAUAGGUCAAGCUUGAACUUCAAUAUUUUUACUUACAUGCUAUCUUUCGUAUCUAGAGUUUUUUAAAGCUUUAAAAAUAAAAAACAGGUGAUUGAUUAUGGAAUCAGAGAGAUUGAUAAUAUCUUAGACGUAGAAUAUAUAAUCAAAAAAUUAGUAGAAAUCGACAAAUUAAAAAGAAUCAUAUUUAAUGACGACUAGCUUACUUUGUUUAACUACAUUCCAAAGCCAUAAAUUCUUUACAAGUUUGAUGCAACAUAGAGAGUUAUUAUUGAAAAAAAUUCAUUUUUUAAUGAAGAUGAUAAAUUAAAUGAUUUCUAAAAAUUCAAAAAGGUAAAGUAAAGCUUUCAAAACAUUUUUGAUAAGGAAAAACAAACAAAGAUAGAAAAUAGAAUUAUGAAUUUACUUGAUGCAAAAUAAUAAAAAAUAUUAUGCAAUUAGUUAGAUAAAAUGUAGUUCAAAUCAUAAUAACAAUAAAACCAGCACAGAAUCUCAGAAAAAUAUAUUUAAAACUAGUGUUCUCAAUCUCGGAAUGAGUUAGCUUAUGAAAAAAAUUCCAAUUUAGAAGAAUAAACUUAAGAAAAUAAACUUAAAUCUAAAUAUUUAUAACUAUAAAUGAAACUAAAUAGAUAUUCAAAUAUAAAAUCAGUGAGGAAUCCUAAUAUUUAUUCUUAAAUUACAAACUAAGAUUAGUAAAUUUAUUUUUUACAUAAAGAAACAAUUAUUUAUCCUAAAAAAUAAGAUAUUAACUUUGAAAAAUCUAUGAAACAAAAACAAAAUACCUAUGAGGGUAUAAAUAUUACCCAAAUUACAGUUACCAAAACUAAAUUAUUCUAUUCUUCAGAUGAACUUCCCUCUUUACGCUUUCUUAAUCCCUUAAUUAAUUUAAUUUGGUUAAAUUAUUUAGAUGUAUUUUUAGAAGUUUUUGUCUAAGGAAGAAAAACAAAAUGUUUAUUUUUGUUAUAAAUAAUAAGCAUGGGUACAGUUCAAGGUGUAUUAAGAGCUAGACUUGACCAAUUACAAAUCAUAGUCAAUUUAAUUAAUGUUUGA
This is a messenger RNA of Tetrahymena thermophila SB210, 2229 nucleotides long. RefSeq lists its product as hypothetical. Gene Ontology annotation, cellular component: nucleus. The record is from RefSeq and is a predicted model, not a curated record. NCBI's taxonomy places the organism in Eukaryota, Ciliophora, Oligohymenophorea, Hymenostomatida, Tetrahymenidae. Gene Ontology annotation, biological process: reciprocal meiotic recombination. The transcript has 5 exons. Gene Ontology annotation, molecular function: double-stranded DNA binding.